Aspergillus pseudotamarii is the source of this 1377-nucleotide messenger RNA. Its product is annotated as acyl-CoA dehydrogenase family protein. The transcript is spliced from 3 exons. NCBI's taxonomy places the organism in Eukaryota, Fungi, Ascomycota, Eurotiomycetes, Eurotiales, Aspergillaceae. Gene Ontology annotation, molecular function: oxidoreductase activity, acting on the CH-CH group of donors; flavin adenine dinucleotide binding. The record is from RefSeq and is a predicted model, not a curated record. The coding region runs from base 1 to 1377 and encodes 458 amino acids.
AUGACCCGCCAAGAUCGCGCCCCAACAGCCCCAUACAGCGAGCCUCUGCUCCCCCAACUCGACGUUAAAAAUCCAUACUAUACCGACCUCCACCACAGUCUUCGCGCAUAUGUGCGCAAUUAUGUAGAAUCAUCAAUUGCCCCUUACGCUCAUGAAUGGGAAGCCGCAGGCCAAGUCCCCGAAGCCGUCCGUCGGCGGCACUGUGAACUGGGGUUUGGAAUCAUUCAUCCCCUAACAACUGUCGAAGAUGCCGCCGGACUAUCCCUGCCCAACAACGUCCCGCGCGAGAAAUGGGAUACAUGGUGUUCGCUCAUUGUGGCUGAUGAGCUCAUCCGGACCGGAUAUGUAGGUGUGAUUUGGGGACUGGGGGGUGGGAAUAAUAUCGGAUGUCCGCCAAUUGCACGGUUUGGCACACCGGAGCAGAGGCAGAGGUGGCUUCCGAGGGUUGCUAAGGGGGAUGUUCGGUUUUGUUUGGGGAUUACGGAGCCUGAUGCUGGAUCGGAUGUGGCUAAUAUUUCGACGACGGCGAGGCGCGAAGGAGAUUGCUACGUUGUGAAUGGGGCGAAGAAAUGGAUCACCAAUGGUAUAUGGGCUGACUAUUGUACUGCUGCGGUGAGGACCGGGGGCCCCGGGAAGGGUGGUAUUAGCUUGCUUGUGAUUCCUUUAGCGGCUCCUGGAGUGACGCGAAGAAGGAUGUACAAUUCUGGGGUUCAUGCUAGUGGUAAGGGGGCCCUUAUCUGUCCUUCUAAUGCCUUCGUCUUGUCACCAACAUGCAAUGUGAUAGGGUCCACAUUCAUCGAACUAGAUGAUGUCCGGGUCCCGGUAGACCACCUCAUUGGAGAGGAAAACAAAGGCUUUCCACUCAUCAUGUCAAAUUUCAACCCCGAGCGUCUCAGCCUCGCCUGUGCUUCAUUACGUCUAGCUCGCGUGUGUGCCGAAGAUGCCUUCCAUUACGCCACCCAGCGCGAGACAUUCGGCGCCCCGUUGAUAACAAGACAGGCCAUACAGUCGAAAAUAUUCAAGUUCGGGCUCAUGAUCGAGCCCGCAUACGCAUUCUUGGAACAGCUUGUUAAUAUCAUCGAGCUUACCAAGGAUAGACCCACCGAUGAUGUCCGGAUUGGAGGUAUGACUGCGUUGCUCAAAGUGAUGUCUACCAGGGCGCUGGAGAAGAGCGUUAGAGAAGCUCAACAGAUACUUGGCGGUGCUGGGUAUAAUAAGGCUGGGAAGGGGGCACGUAUUGAACAGAUUAGUCGUGACGCCCGUGUUCAUGUUGUUGGGGGUGGGAGUGAGGAGAUCAUGAUGGGUCUUGCGCUGCAGGAGGAGACUAAAGCGCUUCGUACGAGACGGAAGGCCUUGGAGAAGAAGGCGAAGCUUUAA